Triticum dicoccoides is the source of this 1193-nucleotide messenger RNA. RefSeq names its product WAS/WASL-interacting protein family member 3-like. Lineage: Eukaryota; Viridiplantae; Streptophyta; Magnoliopsida; Poales; Poaceae. The transcript has a single exon. The record is from RefSeq and is a predicted model, not a curated record. The coding region runs from base 148 to 990 and encodes 280 amino acids.
UCUCCCCGGAAUCCCAGCCCCGCUUCCCUCGUGCGCUUCUGCUUUACCUUGCACGCUCUCUCUCUCUCUAACCUCCUCCUCCCCAUUGCUAUGCCCGGAAUCGAACCCUAGCCUGAGCUUGAGCGCGACCCUGAUCCCCUGUUCGCCAUGGAUCGCCCGCCACAUCUUGACAUCGACCUCAACGAGCCGCCACCGCCGUCGCCCCCGCAUGAGUUCGCUGCCCCCGUUGCUCCUCCUCCUCCGCCGCUGCCACCCGCUAACGUGCAGGCCCACCUGCUGCUGCCGCACCAUGCCCGCGAGCUAGCGCUGGCGUACCACCGUGCGGAAUCCUGGAGGUUAGCUGCUGCUACGGCCAGUGCGCCCGCGACCGCUGGUUCUUCGCUGGAGGUGCCGCCACCGCCGGUUCUCCAGUCGCCCGCUUUUGCUCCUCCGCCGCUGCGGCCGCCGGUUCUCCGGUCGCCCGCUUUUGCUCCUCCGCCGCUGCCGCCACCGGUUCUCCAGUCGCCCACUUUUGCUCCGCUGCUGCCGCCGCCGCCGCGGCCACCCCAGCUCCCGCCUCCCGCCAACGUGCAGACUCAGCUGCUGCUCGUGCACCAAGCCGGCGACAUACCGCUGGCGUACCACCGUGAGGAACUGUGGUGGAGGUCGGCCAUUGCGGCCGCGACGGCAGGUUCGUCGGCGGAGGGGCUACCUCCAGCGCCGGUGCAGCACCCGGGAGUAGCGGGGUGGGGCGGGAACCAGUGCGCGUCCUGCGGCCUCUCCGAGCUGCCGGGAUCCACCGUCAUCUGCGACGCGUGCGAACGUGGGUUCCACCAAGCCUGCGUCCACGUCGCGCGGCGGCCUCCGGUGGGCGUGAACGAGGGGUGGAUGUGCCCGGAGUGUGCGACAGGACCCGUGCCGCUCGACAUCACCAGGCAGUUAUGUCAGCUCCCUCUUGAUAAUUUCCUUAUGGUUUUACAUCUGUUUUUGUUCAGCGAAUUUUAUACAUAGCUCUAAGAAGUACGUAGAUUGUUGUUCAUGCCGUCCGGAAUUUCUUGACGGGUAGUAAAUCGGACGGAGGGAGAGUACUUUUCAGAAGUUUAUAUCGAUCGCUCAUGUUUGGUCUGCUACUUGUUAUGAUUAAUUACACAGAUGCACUUGCUUGACUGUUAAUAACACAGCAUAUGAACAUGAUCUUUGGAUUUUUCUGCUUU